UUUCAUUGACGCUGUUUCAUUGAUCACUUGUUGAGCGCAGCGCACGCACAGGAAACCCCGCAGUAACAAUCUAAUUUCACAAAGAAUACGACUGCCUUAACUGAGGGACCUAUUUUAUGCCAACGUACCACACAUUAUUGCGUUUAGAGAAACUCUUUCCUUUCUCCCUGAGUAUUUGUUUGUCGGAGUGUCAACGCCCAAACACGCUGAACUCACAAGUGGUCAUGAUGUCUGGCGAAGAGGCUCUAACUCAGCAGCAACCCCCAGAACAGGAGGGGAAGCCCGACGAACCUUCGCCGGCUGCGUCGGAGGCUCCGGAGGAGUCGGCGAGCACCCCUGCAGCAGCCGAGGAGACACCCCUCUCCUACCGGGCUCUGGUCCUGACGGGCCACGGGGGCUACGAGAAAGUCAAGCUGCAGGUGAAGACGCAGACGCGGCCGCAGCUGCUGGCAGGAGACGUCCUGGUGCGCGUCAAGGCGUGCGGGCUGAACUUCUCCGAGCUCCUGGGCAGACAGGGGCUGUACGAGCUGCUGCCCGCCCCGCCUGUCAUCAUGGGGAUGGAGGGCUCCGGGGUCAUCGAAGCCGUCGGGGAGGGUGUGAAGGACAGGGAGGUGGGGGAUAGAGUCAUCGUGUUGAGCCGCAAUGGCAUGUGGCAGGAAGCUGUUGUUGUGUCCGCAAACCUCACCUUCGCCAUGCCCGAGCAGAUGAGCUUUGAGGAAGGUGCUGCUCUCCCCGUAAACUACGUGACCGCCUACAUGAUGCUGUUUGAGAUGGCCAAUGUGAGACCGGGCAAGAGUGUUCUCAUCCAUAUGGCAGCAGGUGGUGUUGGUGUCGCUGUCACCCAGCUGUGUCAGACUGUGCCAGAUGUGACAGUUUUUGGCACUGCAUCAGCCACCAAACAUGAGACUAUUGCCCAAGGCGGUGUAACUCACCCCAUCGACUACCGCACCAAAGACUACGUGGAGGAAAUUCGCAAAAUCAGCCCAAAAGGAGUGGACAUCGUCCUCGACCCACUCGGGGGUUCAGACACCCAGAAAGGCUUUGGUUUGUUGAAACCUCUGGGCACGCUUGUAGUCUUUGGUGCAGCCAAUUGUGUGACUGGCCAGAAGAAGAACCUGUUGGCCAUGGCAAAGACCUGGUACAACCAGCUCUCUCUCACUGCACUCAAACUGAUGCAGGCCAACAAGUCCGUCUGCGGCUUCCACCUGGGCUACAUCACGGAUGAGGAGCUCAUCAGAACGACGAUGGUCAAGCUGCUGGAGCUCUACGAGCAGGGAAAGAUCAAGCCCCGCAUUGACUCAUGCUAUCACUUCGAGGAGGUGACUGAUGCCAUGAGACGCAUGCAGGAACGCCAAAACAUUGGGAAAGUCAUCCUUCUUCCUGAAGCGAAGACGGAGGAAGUGAAAUCAAAGUCCAACCCUGAGCCGGUAGAAAAAGUGGAACAAACUGAGGCUGCCGUCAACGAGAAGGAAGAAGAGGCCACAGAGGAAGUUAAAGCAGAGGGUUGAGAAAAGAUGUGUUUAGUUGAAUGAUGUUUUCUUGCACUUCCUGAAUGCGUUCUCUAUUGUUCACUUGUCACAAAGGGAAGAAAAGCAAGAUGCCAUUUAUUUCUUUGACAGUAUUUUCAAAUGUUUAUGAAGAUUCUGUUGUGAUAUGUGUGUUGUGUCUCUGUUGGGAAUACAUGUGUUUUUAAAUGAAAAACAACUGUACACUAUUGCAGGAAGUGAGGAAUAAUGUAUUCUGAUAACAAAUGGUAGAAGAAAAAUGAAGGGGUGUGGCUUCCCCAUGACUGAUAUAAAGUUUGUCACCAGGGCUGGUGUGUGUGUGUGUGUGUGUGUAUACAUGUUUGGUGUUGCUUCUUCUUGAUUGAUAUUGAUGCUGAUGUGAGGCACUUGUUCUUAACUGGAAGAAGAGCAUUAUGUCAUUGGUAGAUUUUUUUUUUUUUUUGGUUUAUGGCUUCUUAAAUACCAGCCCUGGUCUGAUUGUCUGUAUGCUAAUCUGAAACACAUUUCCCUUUGUGGUUUAUCUGUUUGUGCUUUAAUCCGCAUCAUUAAAUCUGGCAAAGUAAUUUGAAUGUAAUCGAGAUGCAUUGCUUCUAACUUCUUUAUCGUGUUACACAUUGUUCAUUUGAAGUAAUGAGUAACUGUAAUCAAAUUGACCAACCCCAGUCUAUUUUAUCAGUAAACAUUGUUGGUAAUAGUGGUUAUUGUUCUAGUUUCAUGGGUUGUGAUGCAAACUCUAAUUCCUCUUUAUUGAAUGUUGUUAGACAAAAGUCUCUCUUUGUAUUCUAGUUCAAAUUGUUAUAUUUUUCUCAUGUGUGCCAAAUUCAAAUUCAGCUUUCACCACUGCCACCAAGUCAACUGUAUAUGACAAUUGGCUAUUGACAAUUGUUCCUGUCGUUGUUUUCUUCCAAACAACGUUGUGCAGAACUUGAGCUAAAACUGUUUGGCAUGCCAUGUGAAGGCAGUUUAUCAUACCUCGAUUUAUUGAGCUGCUUUCAAAGUCCUACCAUGCCUAUUCAAAUAGAAAAUAUAAGUGUUUACAGAACUACAGUAUGUGGUGUUACAAAGUCAUUCCUAUAUGUUCUAAAAGUUAUGAAGAAAAAAUGGGAUAGUGCUUUGCUUUAUUUGCCCUUAUUUCUGGUAUUUCUAGUAUUUCUGUGCUCAAUAUUUAUUCAUCUUGAAGCUCUUAAAGUAUAGCGAUGGAUUAUUAAGCUUCCAUUUUCUUCACAGUAAUUUGUAUGUUUGUUUGUAUGACUGUAUCUUUGAAUUGGAUGAUCUUAAAUAUUGGGCUAAAGCUUGUGGGUGUAAUUCAGUGUGACGCAGAAAGAUGCUCCAGAAGCUGUAGAGAAAAGAGUUUCCCUCAUCCGCACCAGAGCAGCGCCUCACAUUCCUCUUCCCUUCCUCCCAGUCCUGCUUUCUGUCUGGAGUAAGAACGCUUCACAGAAUAUGCUUCAUAUUAUUUACAUUUGUGACUUUGUUAGGUUUGGCUAUGGUUUCCUUCUCCAGGUAUGAAGUAAGAUCUGAUGUGGAUUUUUAGUGGGAACUGAAGUCAAUCUGAGCAGAUAGUUCUCCAGAUGUUAAAGGGCAAUUGGUGAAGAUAAAACAAACACUCCUCGAUCAUCUUUGAAUAUAUUUCUGUAAUGCUACAAGAUUUGACACAUUUAAUAUUACGGCCAGGAAAUGUAACUUCAAAACUACAUUGUGUGUCUGUUAACUGUAACAUUCGGUGCGACUGUGGGUCAGUGGUUAGCAGGUCCGUCUUUCAAUUAGGGUGUUGGCGGUUCAAUCCCCGCCCUAGUCGAUGUGUCCUUGAGCAAGACACUUAACCCUGCAUUGUUCCCUGUAGCUGUGUCUACAGUGUAUGAAUGUAACAAGAUUGUAAGUCGCUUUGGAUAAAAGCGUCAGCUAAAUGACAUUAACUGUAAAUGACUAACAUUCAAAAGUGGUUAUCUAAAAUAUGCUAGUCAUUUUUUCCAUAAUUUCACAACAAUUUACAUGAAUGGAUACAAUAUUCAUCCAUGUGGUGAGGGACAUCUGGUGGUGAAAUCGUGCCUUCUAAAUAAGUAAUUAAAAUACUCUCUAUAGUGUUGCCUGUCUUGUUCAAUGUAAAACAUAAUUUCAAUUGAGCCUUCUCACUUUCUAAUGAGAUGUUACAUCUGUUUCAUAAUAAAAUUCUAAAACAUAGCUGUUAAAUAUAUAAUAACCCAUUCAAAGAUUAUAUCCUGCUUCAUUACUCAAACAUGCAAUGUGUUUUGUACUGAUUGUAGAUAUGUUUAUGAUCAAUGUGUGCUGCGUCUAUUAACCCGUUUGUCUCAAUAAGUGAAAGAUUUGAUGUGUUACUGUAUUUAUGAUGGUGAUCAAACAACGCUGCCUUUUUUCUUUUUUAAACACACUUUAUGCACACAUGCCUUCUUUGUUAAAUGGCACUAACCUGUCUGUAUUAUUAAAGUGGUAUCACAUUAUGUUCCUCUAA
Messenger RNA from Cyclopterus lumpus (lumpfish), 3975 nucleotides. RefSeq names its product synaptic vesicle membrane protein VAT-1 homolog. Bases 117 to 1508 code for a protein of 463 amino acids. The record is from RefSeq and is a predicted model, not a curated record. NCBI's taxonomy places the organism in Eukaryota, Metazoa, Chordata, Actinopteri, Perciformes, Cyclopteridae. Gene Ontology annotation, molecular function: oxidoreductase activity. The transcript has 6 exons.